AUGCCUGUCGAGAUCGCGCUCAACUCGCCGCUGGCGGAAGCGCUCAAUUCCGUGAUCCAACCGAAGCUUGUUGAGGUCGGCUGGGCUUCAGGCGGCGGCGACGACUCCGCCUUGUCGGAAUACAUCAUCCUGAUGCUUGUCAAUGGCAAGACCCAAGACGAGAUUGCAGCAGAGUUGUCCGGCGAUCUACUGAACCUAGGAUCCGAUGAUCCUGGCGCCAGAGAUUUUUCGAGAUGGCUAUUCGAACAAAUCGACAUCAUCAAUGCCCAGCUCAAUCCCACCGAUGUGCAGGGCGAUGGUAUGACUGGGGUGUCUCAAGACUCCACAACGGUUGAUGGAGAUCAAGAUAUGGAUAUGAGCGCUGCAAAUGAGGGACAAUUCAAUGCACCUACUGGUCCCAAAGCAAUGCGCAACGCGAACAACAACAACCGCGGCGGCCAAGGAAAGCGUAUUAUGGGACAAAUCAACAGAGCGAUGGACCGGUCGCAUGACUCUGUGCUCCAUCGGCAACAAUCCGAGAUGAUGGCGCAAAUGCAACAGCAGCUCAUGAUGCAGAAUGGCAUGAACAAUGGUGGAUUCAACCAAGGUCGAGGCAAGCCUCUUUCAGAUCGGGUCCAACAUCCCCAUCGCGGCAACUUUCGAAGAGGCGGGCACCAUCAGAAUGGCCAUGGCUCACAUUCGAAUGACACAUCGAAAGCUGAGACUGGAGCUGAAGGCGACGACGUCGAGAUGGGCGGUGCUAAGCGCGAGGCCCUCAACCCUGACGAUGCCGUCUGCAAAUACAAUCUGAACUGCACAAACAAGGAUUGCAAGUUUGCCCACCAGUCGCCUGCAGCACCGGCUGGUACAACGGUCGAUGUUCAUGAUGUCUGUGGCUUUGGCGCCGCCUGCAAGAACCGAAAGUGCGUCGGACGCCACCCGUCGCCGGCCACCAAAGCUGCGCAUCAGAAUGAGCAGGAUUGCAAGUUCUGGCCAAACUGCCAGAACCCACGCUGCCCCUUUAAACACCCGAGCAAGCCGCUAUGCCGCAACGGUGGUGACUGCAGUGUUCCCGGCUGCGAAUUCACCCACACAAAAGUCAUGUGCAAGUUCCGCCCUUGCACCAACCGUUAUUGCACAUUCAAGCACGAGGAAGGCCAGAAAGGCACUUUCCAGGACAAAGUGUGGACGGCGGAUGGGGCCAAACACAUCAGUGAAAGGAAGUUUACAGACGAGAACGCGGCGGAAGAUGUGGUUAUCCCAGGAGCUGCGGAUACGGAGCCCACAGGUGUUCAGGAAGUUGUUGGUUAG
Messenger RNA from Phaeoacremonium minimum UCRPA7, 1290 nucleotides. Its product is annotated as putative nuclear polyadenylated rna-binding protein nab2 protein. NCBI's taxonomy places the organism in Eukaryota, Fungi, Ascomycota, Sordariomycetes, Togniniales, Togniniaceae. The record is from RefSeq and is a predicted model, not a curated record. Gene Ontology annotation, biological process: regulation of mRNA stability. Gene Ontology annotation, cellular component: nucleus; cytoplasm. The coding region runs from base 1 to 1290 and encodes 429 amino acids. The transcript has 3 exons. Gene Ontology annotation, molecular function: poly(A) binding.